AUGCCUCGACUCGACCGUUCAGUUGGACGCGAUGUCCAUAUUCAUGACGCCAACAACACUAAUGUCGCACUUGGUGGCCUGGUUCUUACUCCCGGAGUUACAAAUGCCAACCUCUACUUAAUGGUGGAGAUUCUUGUCAUAUUCACAAACACCUUUAGUCUACAAUAUGAGGGAGGAACAAAAGUCGAAAAAGAUGACGGUCCUCUUCAACCUGGGAAAUACUUUAUUGUUUCGGCUGGGUCGUUUAAUGUGACCGAUGAAGCAUUCCUCGUCCGAACGAUUUCUCAUGCUACCGGAACUCGUGUCGCGAGUUUCUGCGAGUCCGUCCGUUCGCGAGAUCGUAAAUGCGUUAUAUCCGGGCUAAACAUCAUCACACUUGGCGGAAUUGAUAUCUGGGACGGCUUCGAAGCCUCGCAUAUUUUCCCAUUAGCCUACGAAAGUCAUUGGAUUAACAAUGAUUACGGUCGAUGGGUUUCGAUUGAGCCGCCUCGUGGAGGCACUAUCAACUCGGUUCAGAAUGGAAUCUUGCUUGAUUCCGUCAUGCACCAGCUUUUUGAUAACUACUUCAUUUCAAUCAACCCAGACGACAAUUACAAGGUCAUGGCCUUCAGGCCUAACGCGCGAGGCAUUGGUAGCCAUCACCUUGAUCCAGGGUAUUUUGCUCGUCCUGAUGCACCUCUUGAUUCUGUUUUACGCUGGCACUUUAGGCAGGCAGUUUUAGCCAAUAUGAGGGGUGCUGGAGAGCCGAUCUUUGAGCAUGACUUCCCGCCUGGUUCUGAUAUUGUUGGUGAUAUACUCCACGGUCCAAGGGCAGCGGCGAGAAUGGAGUCUGAGCUAUUUGGCCGCCUUGGUGCUCAAGUGGAGUUAUUUCACCGAGCUAAGAAAGCUUAA
Eremomyces bilateralis CBS 781.70 is the source of this 891-nucleotide messenger RNA. RefSeq lists its product as uncharacterized. The record is from RefSeq and is a predicted model, not a curated record. Lineage: Eukaryota; Fungi; Ascomycota; Dothideomycetes; Eremomycetales; Eremomycetaceae. Bases 1 to 891 code for a protein of 296 amino acids. The transcript has 3 exons.